AUGGAGAAUGCUGAAAGGCAUAUAAAAUUAUCAAAAGAACAUUACUGUUCUGUUGCUUUAAUCGUUGGUGAUCCAGGGAGAGUUGAUAAAAUAAAAUUGUUAUGUGACUCUUACGUAGAUUUGUAUUAUAAUAGAGAAUAUAAAAGUGCUGAAUGCCACUAUAAAGGCCAGAAGUUUUUAUGUGUAAGCCAUGGUAUUGGUUCUGCUGGUUGUGCAAUAUGUGUAGAAGAAUUAAUUAAUAUUGGAGUUAAAAUAAUAAUUAGAGCAGGAUCAUGUGGAACUCUUCAGCCAAAAGAAAUGAAUAGAGGGGACAUUUUUAUUGCUCAUUCAGCCGUUAGAGAGGAUAGACUUUCCCAUUUGUUGGUAAAUUCAGAUUUUCCUGCUGUUGCUGAUUUUGAAGUUUAUGAUACAUUAUUAAAAAGUGCACAUGAACUAAAUGAAUCUGUUUUUACAGGAAUGUGCUUAACUUCAGAUUUAUACUAUAAGCAUCAAGUAAUACCAAAUCAAUUCGCAUUAUAUGAAAAGGCUCAUGUAGGCAUUAAUGAUAUGGAAAUGGCAACCGUUAUGGUUAUUGGAAGUUUAAGAAAAGUAAAAGUUGGAGGAAUCUUCAUUAUUGAUGGUGCUCCACUUCAAUGGAAUGAAGGAAAUUUUGAGGUAGAAUUAAACCCAGAAAAAUUAAAGAAAAUGAUUUUAAUUUCUAUAGAAGCCUGCGCACGUUUGGCUGCAAAAUAUAAUUGA
Plasmodium relictum is the source of this 738-nucleotide messenger RNA. RefSeq names its product purine nucleoside phosphorylase, putative. The record is from RefSeq and is a predicted model, not a curated record. Lineage: Eukaryota; Apicomplexa; Aconoidasida; Haemosporida; Plasmodiidae. Gene Ontology annotation, biological process: uridine catabolic process. Gene Ontology annotation, cellular component: cytosol. Gene Ontology annotation, molecular function: uridine phosphorylase activity. Bases 1 to 738 code for a protein of 245 amino acids. The transcript has a single exon.